This is a messenger RNA of Dunckerocampus dactyliophorus (ringed pipefish), 702 nucleotides long. Its product is annotated as H-2 class II histocompatibility antigen, A-U alpha chain-like. NCBI's taxonomy places the organism in Eukaryota, Metazoa, Chordata, Actinopteri, Syngnathiformes, Syngnathidae. Gene Ontology annotation, molecular function: MHC class II protein complex binding. The record is from RefSeq and is a predicted model, not a curated record. Gene Ontology annotation, cellular component: membrane; MHC class II protein complex. Gene Ontology annotation, biological process: immune response; immunoglobulin production involved in immunoglobulin-mediated immune response; peptide antigen assembly with MHC class II protein complex. The coding region runs from base 1 to 702 and encodes 233 amino acids. The transcript is spliced from 4 exons.
AUGAAGGCAUCGCUGCUGCUCCUCUUGCUCUGUGGCGUCUCGGCAGACAAUCUCCAUGAGGACUUGCACACGUGGGGCUGUUCUGACACAGAUGGCGAAGACGUUUACGCUCUGGACGACGAGGUCGGUUGGUUUGCUGACUUCGCCAACAACAGAGGGGUGGAACCUCAGCCCGGCUUCAUUGAACACAUGACUUACAUAGAUGCUUUUGAAGUAGCUCAACGCGGUCUGGACGUCUGCAGACAAAACCUGAACACCACCCGGUUGGCGACAAAGGAUCUGCCACUAAUAUCUGAGGCUCCCUCGCAUCCGCUUGUCUACCCAAGAGACGAGGUGCUGCUCGGAGAGAAGAACAUUCUCAUCUGUCAUGUGACUGAUUUCUAUCCGGCGCCUGUCAUAGUGCGCUGGUCCAAGAACGGUGAGCGUGUGAGCCGAGGGGACCUCGCCAGCCCCCCGUUACCCAACAAAGACGGUUCAUUUCAACAGACAUCUCGACUGGAGUUCACUCCCCAACAGGGAGACAUUUACACCUGCAUCGUGGAGCACAGGCCCACGAAGGAGCUGAAGGACUCUAUGUGGACGGUGGAGGUCAAGCAGCCAGGUGUCGGACCUGCUGUUUUUUGUGGGCUUGGACUGACUGUUGGACUUCUUGGCGUGGCCAUCGGAACCUUCUUCCUCAUCAAAGGGAACCAAUGCAGCUGA